AUGGUAUCGCUUCUAAGGACUAAGAAGAAUGACUCGCUCCUUCCGAGCGAGGGGGACACGCAUAGAAGGAUGAAUAUUUUCAGGAGACUGAGAGAAAAAGCCAGGCAUCAUUCGCAUAUUGAGGAGGAAGAAAAAGCUGUUUCUAGCAAACGUACGCCCAGGUUGCGAACAUCAACGUUUUCCGUCCCUCGUGUUAAAGCAGGAAUAUCUGGUCAAUCGCCUGAAACUCCGAAACCAUCCGCCAUCCCUACUGCACGUCCUCGAAAUUCAACUUCAGCACUUCCGAUGCCAACCCGAUACGGGGAGCGUUCAGCAACGUCUCUGGGUCAUAGUGCGUUGGUUGGUCAGGGAGCACCGUUCAAAAGAGACCGUGUUGCAACCAUAAACACGUCUAAUAUGGCAUCAUCUAUAACACGAGUCGGUCUUCCUUCCAUAAAUGACUAUCAGCCUAAGACACAUAAGAUGAAGUAUAAUCCGUAUGGGCUGGGAAAUAUGGACGGUCCAUCGAGGGUGAGCACGGCCUCUUCGGUGAGAAACAAUACACACAUGACAUUUGAAAGUUUUGACGACGAAGCAAAUAUACUUCCGUAUCCGGUGGAUUCUCCAAACAAGCAUCUUCCGGCAGAACUCGCCAUAGAGCACGAAAAUCUUCUCGAUGAGUUUGUGUUUGUGAACAAGACAUCCAAUCUUGGAACCGGUGCAUCCGCUUUGGUCAAGAAAGUCCACCGAAUAGGCCAUCCCAAGGAUAUUUAUGCGGUCAAGAAGUUUGUUCUUUUCAAAGGUGAAAAGCCGGACGAGUUCUACGAGCGCGCUUCCAAAGAGUACAUCAUUCACCACAACCUCAAUGCCGGUUUCCACGUGGUCACGUGCUACUCCUUGGUAAAGAUAUCGCAUCAACGCAAUUUGGCACGGGGUUGGGGUCUUCUCAUGGAGCUUUGCCGGGCCGAUUUGUUUGACGUUAUCUCGAAACCAGGAUUUUCGCAUGUCUCCAAUGGUGAGAAGAUGUGUCUAUUCAAGCAGGUUGUGUACGGUGUGAAGUAUAUGCAUGAUUUCGAUAUAGCACACAGGGAUUUGAAGCCCGAAAACAUAUUGCUUACGUCGGAUGGCAUUGUUAAGAUUACCGACUUCGGUGUUGCCGAGUAUGGUCACGAAAUUCCUGGUGACUUCUCAUCUCCUUUAAAAAUGAGCAAACAGAUCGUGGGUUCUUCUCCAUACCAGCCGCCAGAGGUGGAGGCGCUGAAAAAUGUGCCUCGUGAGAAAAGAUCGACGUAUGACAUGUUUCAAAUGGAUCACUGGGCUUUGGGUGUCAUAUUGUUUGUUCUAUUUUACGGUGAUGUACCGUUUGACAAGGCAUCCGAUUCGUGUAGUGCGUUCAGAGAUUAUGAGCAAGUUUUAAAGGAGUACAGCACACGGAUUAAUCCCGAUUUCAAGAAGACUAACUUGAAAGGUCCAGGUAUAGAGUACCGGUUUGCCAGAAAGUUCAUGGAUAUGGGAAUAGCACGUCUUGCCUGGAGACUUGUUGAUCCUGAUCCUAAAGUCAGAUAUCGACUAUAUGAUCUUUUCUCGGAUAGGGCAUUCCAGCAGGCUGAAAUGUGCGUCGAUGAAAAGGAACACGCUUGUAACUUUUGUCACUUAUCCGAAUCCAAAGACGUUGCAUUCAAAUAUCCGCUUGGAAGUGAUAUACAGAUUCCUAGAUACUCCCAACGAUCGAUAUCCUCAUCUUCCUCGUCAACAUCGAACUACGUGAUGGGUUCUAGAAAGGGAACUCUUACCGGAACAUCUUCCAGGUCAGCAUCGCAAUCUUCCGUUGAAGUGCCGAAGCUGAAAUCCAUGAUAGAUAUUGCUGCUGAGGCAAGGAACAUUCAGCGAGUUAGUUCCAUGAUACCCCGGCGUAUUAGAGAAGAAUUGCUGGAUUCGGGGGUGAAGGUCACCUUAAAUCCAAAAUUGAAGGAGGGCACCAAAGCCGAGGACGGAAAGCUGCAGGAAAGUAAGAAGUUAAUAAUAGAAGAGGAGAAGGAGGAGGAUGGCAAAGAGAAUAAAGACAAUGGUGAUUCGUUACCUAGGGUUGCUGAAGGCCAAGAAGUUCAGAAUGUCAAAACGGUACAUGUUCCAAGUGAAGAACUGAAGGAUAAAGAUGAACCUGAGAAGCGGGAUGCUUCUCUGAAGGAUAAUAAGCCGGAAGAGCACGAUGGUUGUGUGAGGAAUGAUCAAGAAGAUUGUUGUAACGAUUGUUCGGUUCCUCAGCCAGAGUCUGCUGCUGUUGAUUAUGACAACUUGUUGACAAUCGGCGGUUUUCAUAAGAUUCUGCUAUCGGACACAGUCCAGGAUGGAUUACGACCAUUGACUGCCACGUUAACAAAAAGUGCUUGCAGAUGUAUGGUUAAGCGCCAUAAUCACAUUUCCAAGUGGUAG
Brettanomyces bruxellensis is the source of this 2412-nucleotide messenger RNA. RefSeq lists its product as uncharacterized. The record is from RefSeq and is a predicted model, not a curated record. NCBI's taxonomy places the organism in Eukaryota, Fungi, Ascomycota, Pichiomycetes, Pichiales, Pichiaceae. The transcript has a single exon. Bases 1 to 2412 code for a protein of 803 amino acids. Gene Ontology annotation, biological process: intracellular signal transduction; protein phosphorylation. Gene Ontology annotation, molecular function: ATP binding; protein serine/threonine kinase activity. Gene Ontology annotation, cellular component: nucleus.